Molecule: messenger RNA, 2419 nt
Organism: Xiphophorus hellerii (green swordtail)
Lineage: Eukaryota; Metazoa; Chordata; Actinopteri; Cyprinodontiformes; Poeciliidae
Gene: ush1ga
Product: Usher syndrome 1Ga (autosomal recessive)
Exons: 4
Coding region: 232-1641 (469 amino acids)
Biological process (GO): equilibrioception; sensory perception of sound; sensory perception of light stimulus
Molecular function (GO): protein binding
Source: RefSeq, a predicted model, not a curated record
CUUAUCUCUGAUCCACCUCGUCCACCGGGAGCAGUGUUGAUCCACGCUGUGUGUGCCAUCGCGUCCCUGGAAACGCGCUUCCUCUUACAUACCAGGAGCGAGUCCCUCUGGGUGAACCAAUAGACAAAAUGGGACCCUAUUAAUCAGCCUGCCGCCGCCUCAUGACUGGGACCAUGGAGGUGGUUGUGGAGAAACGGAAUGGCUUUGCGCACGGCGAACUGAUUCAGCACCAUGAAUGACAGGUAUCACAAGGCGGCCCGGGACGGCUACCUGGACCUGCUGAAGGAGGCGACGAGGAAGGAUCUGAACGCGCCGGACGAGGAUGGCAUGACACCGACUUUAUGGGCGGCCUACCACGGCAACCUGGAGGCUCUGCGGCUGAUUGUGGCCAGGGGAGGCAACCCAGACAAGUGUGACAUAUGGGGGAACACACCACUCCACUUGGCAGCUGCCAAUGGUCAUCUCGACUGCCUUUUCUUCCUGGUGUCUUUCGGUGCCAACAUAUGGUGCCUAGACAAUGACUACCACACACCCCUGGACAUGGCCGCCACGAAGAACCACAUGGACUGUGUCCGCUACUUGGAUUCCAUCGCUGCCAAGCAAACGGGGCUAAAUCCGAAACUGGUUGGUAAACUGAAGGACCGGGCAUUUCGUGAUGCUGAGCGACGGAUCAAAGAGUGUGCUAAGAUGCAGAAAAAGCACCGCAUACGUAUGGAGCGAAAGUUUCACAAAGAAACCUCUGAGGCUUCCGCUUCAGAUGUCAUGAGUUUCUCCAGUUACACUGGCAGCUCUGUUAGCCACAAGCUACGUAACUUUAGCACAGCCACUAUCAGUGUGCCAUAUUCUCAGGCAACUCUCCAUGCCACAAACCGAGGGAAGACAAAGAUUCAAAAGAAGCUGGAGAAGAGGAAGCAAGGAGAUGGAACUUUUAAAAUUUACGAAGAUGGAAGAAAGAGUGUGCGCUCCCUUUCUGGACUUCAGUUAGGUAAUGAUGUCAUGUUUGUCAAGCAGGGGACUUACAUCAACCCAAAAGACAGAGGGCGUCGAAAUGUUCGAGAUAUGUUCCCUAGAGACAAUGACGAUGCCAUUUCUCGUGCCAUGAGUGAGCCAGACCUUCUUGGACCAGAUAUGGACUACUCUGAGAUCAGCACCGACUCCGGACAUGAUUCCCUGUUUAACAGACCGGGUCUGGGCACCAUGGUCUUUAGAAGAAACUACGUAAGUGGAGGAAUGUUCAACCUCGGUGCUCGAGACACGACCCGCUCAGGUAAUAAUGUGCGUUUACGCAGUCGGUUGCAGCACUAUCCAAGUAUAGAUGAAGACAGCAUUGGAAGCGCACGCAGCCUGCAGGAAAGAAACAUGGAAGAGUUGCCUUGGGAAGAAGUUGAAUUAGGGUUAGAUGAUGACGAUGAGCCUGAUACAAGCCCUCUGGAGGUCUUCCUUGCCACACUAAGCAUGAGCGAGUUUUACUCCAUAUUCAAAAGAGAGAAGAUCGACUUAGAAGCUCUCCUGCUUUGCUCUGAUCAAGACCUUAAGAGCAUUCAUAUCCCGUUAGGGCCAAGAAAAAAGCUAUUGGAUGCCUGCCAGAGACGACUGGAGACCAUGGAGGACCCAGACUCCAUUGAAGACACCGAAUUGUAAUAGAAGCUGCUGAUAUUCAUUUUGCUGCAUUGUGGGACAUUAUGGAAUCAAUCUUCAUAUGGAGCAGGAAGAACUUAACAGUUUUUACUGGUGGAAAAGCAGACUGAAUACUGUCAUGGUUAAUAUGUCAACCUAAAGGAAAUGGGUGAGAUAAACUCUUAACAUGAUUCCUCCUUGUUGGCUUUGAAGGAUAACAGAAAGCAUCUUUCUUUGUUGAUUGGAUAGUCGGUGUUGAUUUCACAAACUAAAAGACAGUUUUCACUGGACAGCUUUUUUGCCAUGUCAUUGUAUACAAUGCUGCAUGCACUGAGAUAAUGGCUCUAAGAGAUAUUGUCCCCUGUGGGGUUAAUCCAACCACUUUAUGUGCCUGCAUUGUUUGUGCCUGUCCAUUUGCUUAACAAGGGCGAUGUUGAUAUGUUUAUAAAUACAUAGACACAAACCUAAAUCUAAGAUUAUAUCUAAUGUUAGACUAACCACUAUUUGAAGCAAUGCUUUAUUCACAUUGAAUUAUUUUAAACUCGGUAUAUGUUUACACACGGAAUGCCACGUUUGUCUAACUAUGCUUCAAAAGGUAAUGACGGGCCAAUUGUUUGUUGAGAUGACUGCUGUAAUUUACUGUAGUGAUAUGCAUUGUAUACCCCCUUUUCAAGUCUUCCAGCUGUUUUUACCUCAGUAUUUUUCAUUUACAUCUGAACAGUAACAUAUAUUAUUAUCUAUCUCAACAAAAAAAAAAGUUUAUUUCAUUGUAAAUAAAAUUGCUAGUCUUUUCAGAGUCCAA